Tuber melanosporum (Perigord truffle) is the source of this 2130-nucleotide messenger RNA. RefSeq lists its product as uncharacterized. NCBI's taxonomy places the organism in Eukaryota, Fungi, Ascomycota, Pezizomycetes, Pezizales, Tuberaceae. Bases 202 to 2130 code for a protein of 642 amino acids. The transcript is spliced from 3 exons. The record is from RefSeq and is a predicted model, not a curated record.
GACGAACACAAAACAAGGAUGGACGGUAAAAACAACCCCAUCACAGAAUCUCCCGGGUCAGGCGUACCGCCUCCGCUGCCCCCACGGGGGAUGGUUAUUUCGCGGUCUCCGCCACCAAGUUAUUCUCUCCUACCAUCGACCGAGAAUUCGUAUCCGUACUCGCUCUCGGAGGAAGAUUACAAUCCGGCAAUGCGUGCCCCCAUGACCUUCAAAUCUCCUCCGGACUCUGUCCCGAGUGGGAAGCGGAAGCUCCUUUUGGUCUACAUCCACGGCUUCAUGGGCAACGAAACAAGCUUCCAGAGUUUUCCCGCCCACCUGCACAACCUGUUAUCCGUCACUUUGGAGGACUUGGGCUGGGGCGUUCACACAAAGGUGUAUCCAAAGUUCAAGACCAGGAACAACAUUUCCCUCGCAACAGAAGGGUUUUCGAGGUGGCUCGCGCAGUUCGAGAACCCGGGCACGGACGUGAUAUUACUUGGCCACUCCAUGGGGGGGAUUCUGGCGGCGGAGGUGGUGCUGUUGAGGGAUGAGCGAGGGGGAUUUAAGCAUAGGAUUUUGGGGGUCGUGACGUUUGAUUCGCCGUUUUUGGGGAUGCAUCCUGGGGUUAUAUCUGCUGGACUGGGGAGCCUCUUUAGGUCGGAGGGGAAGAGCCCCCCAGAAGAGAGCGGGUCAGGUGAGGGUGGGGGGGUGUACGCAGGGGAAAAUUCGAGUAUGGCUUCGUUGUCAACGGUGCAUUCUGGGAGUACCGUGGAUGAGUUUUUUGAUAAGAGACCCGAGCGGAAUUUCACGAUUGUGCAAAGUAAGCAGGAGGGGACUUGGGAUUCAGCACUGAAGUUUAUCACUAAGCACCAUUCCCAUCUUACAGCUGCGACGGGGCAGUACUUGAUGUCGCAUCUUGAGUUCGGUGGCUGCCUUGCCGAUCCCUCUGGCCUGAAAAACCGCUAUAACGCCAUCCGGAAACUCGAAACUGGCAUGCAAACCGUAGACGGUAAAACAACCCGCGUUCGUUUCAUAAACUACUACACAUCCUCCACCGGACGCUCCAAGGAUCCGCCGAAACCCGCACCCGCAGCCGUGCACCCGGAGCACUCGUUUGACCUCGCGGACGCGGGGGUGGAGGGGUCGGGCGGUAGCGAAUUACAAGAGAUGACGCGGGAAAUGCACCUAGGGGUCAACCCGUCUGCCCCUAGAACGCACUCCAGGAACCUUAGCACAAGCACUAUCUCCUCAGAUGGGGAAAUGACACAACUGGACCCCGAUCCGAUAUCCGGUAGCGGGGAAUUCGGUGAAGCGCAGGAAAAACAAAGGGGAUCUACCCCGGUACCUGCAAUAGAAACUACAAUGGUGGGGCCUGAGCCCUUGAUGCUUGACCAUGCCCUUCCUUCUAUCCCCUCUUAUUCCUCACCGGCGCCUCCGGCAGUCUCCCCGCCGCCACCCAAGCCCACGGAAUUUGACUACUCUCAGAUCCCGGAUGCAACCGUGCGUAAAGCGGCUGAGAAGGCGGCUGCAAAGGCUAUGAAACUGUGGGAGAAGAGUGUGAAAGACUACGAGAAAGUAGUCAAAGACUGGGAAAAAGCAAUCGAAAAGAACGAGCGGAAGAAACACGAGAAGGCAAAGAAGGAAGGGAAGAAACCGGCCAGUCAGCACGACGGUGAGGUGGAGAGACUACGGUUAGAGAGGGAAAGAAUGGAACGGGAAGAGCGGCGAUUAAAAGGCAUUCCGGGACCACCUAUUUACAACGCAGCCGGAGAGAGCACUGCCUCACUGAAAACUUUACCGUCCCCCUCCCCCUCUCUGUCGCCAACUCCCUCGCCGACUCGUUCCCCAACACCAACGCCCGAAACACCGAAAAAGAAGAGGCGCGAGAGGAAAUUCUGCCUGACCCCGCGCACUCCGGAUGCCUGCUGGGUCAAGGUUGAAAUGACGGGGGUGGACGAAGUUGGUGCUCAUUGUGGACUUUUCUUUUUGGGCGAUGUGUAUGAGAGGCUGGUUGGGGAUGUUGCCGGGAGGGUUGAAGGGUGGGUGGGGGAAGAGGGUACUAGGCGGUUGUUGGAGGGGGAGGGGGGAGCUGAUGCGGAAUGUGGCUUUGGUGGUGGUGGUUGGGAAAGUGGAGUUGGAUGGGUGAGGUAG